CUCGCGCACGGUGCUCUCCCCUCUCACCUCCUCCUCCUCUCACUCGACUUUUGUAAACUCUCGCCGCCAAAGCUCGCGAGAGGACAUGUCCGCGGCUGUAGCGUCCAGAGAGGAUUCACAUUGAAUGUAUUGAAACAGACUGUAAGGGACACGAUUUUAAGUGGUUAGUGGUGAGCUGUUUGAACACAAUGGAACACUUGGGAACAGUAGAGCCAGAAGAUGAUUCAGGAUUAUUACCACGCCUAGCACCUAGUCCACACAGUGAGGCAGUUGCUCAUGAAUUUCAGGAACUCUCCUUGCAACCCAUCCAAUGUUUGCCUCCCCUCAAUGAAAGGAAGAAUGUACUUCAGCUAAGGCUACAGCAAAGGCGGACAAGAGAACAGCUGGUGGAUCAGGGAAUCAUGCCACCUUUGAAGAGCCCAGCUGCAUUCCAUGAGCAGAUAAAGAGCUUGGAAAGAGCCAGGACUGAAAAUUUUCUGAAGCACAAGAUACGCAGUAGACCUGAUAGAUCAGAGUUGGUCAGAAUGCACAUUCUUGAAGAGACCUUUGCGGAACCCUCUCUACAAGCAACUCAGAUGAAACUGAAAAGAGCACGAUUGGCAGAUGAUCUGAAUGAAAAGAUUGCUCAGAGGCCUGGUCCUAUGGAACUUGUAGAAAAAAACAUCCUUCCUGUAGACUCCAGUGUCAAAGAAGCAAUUAUAGCGGUUGGUCAGGAGAACUAUCCUCAAGGAUUGGAUGAAUCCUUUGAUGAAGACAGCAGUGAUGCUUUAUCUCCAGAUCAGCCUGCUAGUCAGGAAUCCCAGGGCUCGGCAGCAUCCCCUGGUGAGCCCAAAACAAGAGAGGCACCAUCUCCAGUCUUGCCAACCCCCGCUACUAAUCAGUAUCCCACAUUAACACCAUCACUACCUGAAUUUCUGAAGCCGCCUGUCACUGAUCAGCACACUACACGCUCUGCAGCUGCUGCUUCUCUUACCCCAAAUACCGUGUUGGCAACAAAACUCAGCAGUGGGCCAACACUAAUAAAGCAACCCCACCCCAAGAACCCAAGUGACAAACCUCGGAGCAAGAAAAGCAAAGAGCCAAAGCCCAGAGUGAAGAAACUGAAGUACCAUCAGUACAUUCCACCUGAUCAGAAGGGUGAGAAGAAUGAGCCACAGAUGGACUCCAACUAUGCUCGCUUGCUGCAAGAACAACAGCUUUUUUUGCAACUGCAGAUCCUGAGCCAACAGCAGCAGCACUACAACUACCAGACGAUUCUUCCUGCACCACUCAAGCCAGUGAGUGACAAACAGAGCAACACCGGGAAUGUACCACUGAAUACUUUGAGCAAUAGCACAUCUUCUGCAGCAGCCAGCACUCCGAGACAGAACAAUAAUAUUUCCAACAGAAAACCUGGGCCCCUGCCUCCUAGCUUGGAUGAUUUAAAGGUAGCUGAACUGAAAAUGGAGCUCAAGAUAAGAGGAUUGCCAGUGUCUGGAACUAAAAUGGAUCUUAUUGAGCGUUUGAAACCCUAUCAGGAUCUUAACAAUAAUUCUAUCAAUGCUAGUCAUACAGCGGCAGUUACUCCUUCCACUAAUUGUACCAGCCAGCCUGGAGAAAUAACUGCCGUAUUCCCUGUUGCUACAUUAAACAAGCCAAUAGCUAGCUCAGUUUCCAGCUUUUCUUCAGAAACAACAUCUGGUGGAACUGGCGGCAAAUCAACACCUAUGGAAUGCAUCAACUCCCCUUUGCCCAUUUCCCCGUCUCCUUCAGAGCCGUCCAGUCUCAGCACGGAUGACACUAACAUGGCAGAUACUUUGACGGAAAUCAUGACCGUGAUGUCUCCAUUACAGUUCCCAAAUGCAUCACCUCCUCUUCGAGCUACCACAAAUGAGGACAGUCACGGCAGUGGAAGCAUGUUCGGCAUGGAGCUUGAUGCAGCAGAAAAGGACCGUAAGCUUCAAGAAAAAGAGAAGCAGAUUGAAGAGCUCAAAAGAAAACUGGAGCAAGAGCAGAAACUUGUGGAAGUGCUGAAAAUGCAACUUGAAGUUGAGAAGCGGGUUCAGCAGCAGCAACCCCAAGCCUCAGCUAAUAUGACACUGACUUUGAAUCAGAAGCAUAUCGGUCAUGAUGUCAAAGAGGAAGGCACUUUAGCAGAUUGCUCUGAUGCAAAACAACCUGUAUCUGAAGCCAACCAUUCUUUAGGACAGCCAGCAUCAGUGGAUGUCCAGAACCUAGUUGCCAAAAAGGCUAUUGUUAUCAAACAGGAGGUACCUUUGGCCAAAGCUGAACCACAAAAUGUCAUAUCUCAGUUUUAUGUAAGUUCGCAGAGACAGCCACAAACUGCUGUUGUUGCCCAGCCUCAAGCUCUACUUACUGCACAAGGAACAGCACAGCUGCUACUGCCACUCUCUCUCCAGGGUCCAAAUUCUGCCACUUCAAUGCAACUACCUGUGGGCAGUAUCCAGGUACAGGCCCAGCCACAGUCUGGCAUUCCAGCCAUGGCACAAGUAUCUCCUUCUGCUUUGUCCCAGAAAGUACCACAGAUGCACUCUUCAGCAUCCAAAGAAAAUGCUUCCCCACAGCAUGUGCUUGGUCACACCCCACAAAACAGACAGAUAUUUCCUCCUACCUCACCAAAUACAGUAUUUUCCUAUCAGAAUCAGUCUGUGACAACUCUACAGCGACCUUUGUUUAGUCAGACAGCAAAUACCACUGUUCACUCAGGGAACCAGGUGCCCUUGGUGCAAAAUGGACCCAGUGCUCCUCAGAAGCUGGCCUCCCAGUCUCAACCCCAACAGUACAUUUUGCAGCAAUCUCUGUUCAGCAAUUCAGUAACCAAGGCAAAGGACCCUCCACGCUAUGAAGAAGCCAUCAAACAGACCCGCAGCUUGCAAGCUUCUCAACGAGAGAUUUCCAGUGUUCACAGCCAGCAAAUGGAUGACCUCUUUGAUAUUCUCAUUAAAAGCGGAGAGAUUUCUCUGCCUACCAAGGAAGAACCUUCUCUGAUUUCCAAAAUGAGACCCGUUACUGCCAAUAUCACCACAAUGCCAGUGAACACAGUGGUGUCUUGUCCGCCACCACAAGUCCAAAUGGCCCCUCCUCUCUCCUUAGAACCAACAAGCAAUUUCUCUGUAAGUCUGGAGAAUCAGCUAGAAGCCCUCUUGGAAGGAACUCUGCCUUCAGGAAAUGGAAUGCCUCAUCUGGCAAGCAGUAGUGAGGACAGAGAGUCUUUCUCUCUAAUCGAGGACCUUCAAAAUGACCUCCUUAACCACUCUGGCAUAUUAGAUCACUCACAGUCACCUAUGGAAACAACAGAUUCUCAAUUCACCACUUCUAAUUCCUGUUUAUCUCUUGAUCUUCCGGACACAAAUUUAGACAACAUGGAGUGGCUAGACAUUACCAUGCCAAAUGCUUCUUCAGGAUUAACUCCUCUCAGCUCAACUGCCCCAAGUAUGUUUUCAACAGAUUUUCUUGACCCACAAGAUCUACAGUUGCACUGGGAUUAACUAAAAAGCCAAAGCCUACUUGACCACGGUUUUUAAAGAUCCAUUUACAGCAUAGGUCCAUUAUUUCACUUUCCUUGUUUUCAGGGUAAUCUUGAAAAUUAUCUUUAGGGUGUAAAAACAAAACAAAACAAAAAUAUUAGACAAAAAGCAUGAUUCCCCCCACCUCUGGCAAUCAGUUAAGGGGAGGGGAGGGGCAGGGGGGAGAGUGAGAUUGGAUCUUAGUUCAUGUACUGGGAUAAGUCAUAAUAAAACUGCACCUGACUGUUGCUAUAGACAGCCUGAGCCAAGCUUAGCUGCCUUGUCAAACCUCUGGCUAAGUUAAAGAAAACUGAUGGGGUUUGGUGAAAGGAUUGAAGUUGGCUAUAUUUGGACCGCUUCAUAAGUUUAAAAAGUCUUGAGGUAAUACUUUAGGGCUACCACAUUUAGUCAUUUUAAUCGGCUAGACUGAAAUGGUGACUUUGAUUAGUUGGGCAUCAAAACAAGUAAUCCCCCCCCCCCCCAGUUGAAGUUCUUUUAGAAAAACUCUGCACAUAGGAAGCACCAUCUUAAGAAUUCCCCUUCCCCAAUUAUGUGACAAACGAAAUGCCUCUUCUAAGAUGAUGCCUGCUGCAACAUGUUUGUGCAUCAUUAAAAACAAAGGAAAUAGAUGCUUUGGUCUUGACAAUUAUUGGUUUUCUUAUAUGCAAAUGUAUGAUUAUUUACUAGGUUAAUUAAGUAAGGCUGUAAUCCUUCAUUGGGAAUCAAUCCUGCUGAAUUCAGUGAGACUUACUUCUGAAUAAACAUGGUUUGGAUUGCGUUGUAAGUAAUCAAGUAAAACUCAAGAUUAAUCAGCUAAGAUUUCUUUGGCCAGAGCCUUAUUUAAUUUUUAACCAGAAGAAAUAUAGGAAGUGCAGAGCCACAUACAUCAACAUACAUCAGUGAGGUGUGUGUUUUGCCCUCUAUAUGUUGACGACAAAUAGUUAUUUGCAUAAUUACAACCAAUUUUACUUCUCUUAUUUUAUGUAGGAUAUCAUACAGGCAAAUUAAGAUGCACAACAAUUUUCUUUCAUUUGUUAGGUGUUCAUAAGCUAUUGGACAAUUAAAAUGCAUGAAUUUGGAUCCAAGUGUGCCCUUGCAUAUGCAGAAGACCUCUUCCAUUUGUAAAAGGGGAUAUUUUACACUUUGUUCUAGAAUGUUUCUAGAGAAAAAUGAAACUAAAUCCAAAGAAGUUGGAUAAGAAGAGCUCUUGCAAGCUCUUUCUCAAGAACACUCUUACAAGCUGUUUCCCUUCCCCUCAUAAUUCUUUGAAUCCAGCCCAUAUGCUGACUUAACACAUUCAAAAUUAACAAAAAUCAAUGUUUUCAGAUCCAAAUUCAGAACUAGCAUUGUUUUUUAUAUUACGUGCAAAAUUUAAAUUACAAGAACACCAUGAGUGAGAAAUGCACCAACAUGUGUGUUUGUCUCAUUCUAAAAUAUCUGAAUUUUCCACUUUUGAAAGAUUUUAAGUGAACACGUAACAGUGUGAAUGACAGUCACACAGAGGAGUUACCCAUCCCCUGCUGCCUGAGCCGUCUAACUGGAAAUGCCAGGAGUUGAACCUGGGACCUUCUGCAUGCAAAGCAUGUGCUCUGUCACUCAUCUGCAGCUGAUCAUUUGUUUGGCAGGAAGAAUGAGGGAUAUUACAGUAUAGCUAGCCAUCUACUGUUCUUGAACGUCUCUGGAUUAGGGCCCUAGAAUCAAAAAGCUGUAUAGUUGGAAGAUACCUCAAGGGUCAUCUAGUCCAACCCCCUGCACUGAAGGAAUCCCAACAUGCAGUCCCCCAUCCAAUUUGAAACCCUACUGGACCCUGCUUAGCUGUGCAAAGCAGCUGGCAGUUUUUAUUGCUGCACCACUUAUAUUCACAGUACAUUUCCUAAGGCAACAGUGGAACAGCAGCAUUUGGUAGAAAUUAACUAUUUGGAUAUUGAAAUAUAUCAUCAAAAAAGUUACAGUUCAAAUGAAACUUAUUCCAAAAAGCUCUGUCCUCUUUUAACCAUGAAUAAAUAUUGGAAAAACUACAACCAUUCUACAAGGGUUGUGGAUUUCAAUGAAACUCAAAUGAGAAAAUAAUAUUUAUUGUACGGUAGGCUUUUUCAGAGCAAGGUUCCUUUUUCAUACAAAUCACAGCAUAAUACUUAGACUUCUUUAGAAAAUUAUCAGAAUUUUAAUGUUCAUUACCCAUAACAUUUGAUCCUGCAUUUAUGACCUGGUUUUGUUAAAAAACAAAACUUGUGAAUCCCUUAGAAUUGACAGACACAAGAAUCACUAAUAACGAGUACAGUUGAGUGAACUCAUAUCUGCAUAGCUUGCUUUAUUCAAUGUGCAGUAUUUUGAGCCAAUUUCACACUGAGAUUGCAUAUUUGCAAUUUAUUUUCUCGUAAAGCCACGACUAUGAAGAUGCCAAUUUAGACAGUGUGGUUUAGAGUUAACAUGGGCUUUCACAUUGUAGAAAAUAUUAGUAAUGUCAGGGUAGCUUCACACCAAAAAAUCAAAAUUAAAAUUAAUCUGGGACCUAUGUUUGGGAGAAUAUUCUUAUGCCACUUUGCCUGCCAUAGGUUACUCGAGGGUCAUAUUCAGCAACUGGAUACAGUUGAAGCACUAGCCUUGUAUUUCAACACUAGUGUUGUAAGCUAUAUACAAGAAGGAAUUCCAUGCAGACGAGUGAAUGAGCAGGUCUAUGCAGAAGGGAUAGAGCACUCCUUCCUCUGCGACCAGCAUAGGAAUGAGAAUAGGAAAAAGUGUAGAGAGAGAUCACAUAUCUUCAACUUUACCAUUCCGCUUCACCAUCUUUGGAUGGAAGCUAAUCUUUUGAGGUGCUGAGUUAUCUCCCAGUGAGAUGUCAAGUUUCAUUUUCUCCCAAAAAGUCCAUUUGAGUUAAGAUGCUUAGAAUUCUGAUGGAACCUAUUCUGGGUGUGGUGGGAUCACCUAUGACGUUUAAGCUCCACAGUGCUGUAAGGAAGUAUGUUUCCUGUGAUGUGCCGUAUACAAUGUCAUAGACCAAAGGAGAUAGUAAAAAGAUGGAACCUGUUGUCUGUACCUCGUAUUCAAAAUGUUGCAGAGCCGAAUAGGUAUAAAUACAAAGUUUUUGGCAGGGCCAGAAUUCAAAGAGAAGAUGAGUACAUGCAAGAACCAGGCAGGAAAGCCUGCUGUCAAAUAGGCAAGCUACCAUUCAGUUUAACAGGCAGCUUGCUUUUUCAGCAAUGAGAGCUAUUGCAAAGGAAGCUCUGUCUGCAUGUGUAGUUCCCAUUUCUGUGCAUCUCUUUGGAUCCUGGCACCAGGACAAAGGGGCAAAGGCCAUAAUGACCUAGUGAGCAACUGGUUGCUUGUGGUAUUGAUACAACAGCUUAUAUCAUCAGGUUCAUAUGCUAUAGCUGUGCUUCACAAACUUUUUGAAGUGGGGACCUACCUGUAAACUUUUAGAGCUUUUGUGGGCACCCACUUAUAAACUAAUUCCACCUUUUGUGCCCUAUUUUCUCUCUGAUUUUUCCAAUCGUAAAUUCAGUUCUCCAUGUUUCCACAUUGGUUGCAAAUUUUCCCCACACCCUGCAAAAAAAAUUCACCAACAUUUUAAUGUGAUCUCCUCCCAAAAUGAACAUGUUUGUAUGCAACUUUACCCAAUAAUUAUUAUUUUUUUGCAAUUCAGUGUUCCCUAAUAAUGCAUUUUUGAAUGUUAUUUUCAUGAAUACAUCCAUUUGUAUGCAGACUUUACCCUAGUGUAUACAUUUUCGUACACAUGGCAGGAGAACUGUAUUGCAAAA
Messenger RNA from Podarcis raffonei (Aeolian wall lizard), 7264 nucleotides. RefSeq names its product myocardin related transcription factor B (gene MRTFB). The record is from RefSeq and is a predicted model, not a curated record. Gene Ontology annotation, biological process: smooth muscle cell differentiation. Bases 189 to 3488 code for a protein of 1099 amino acids. The transcript has 17 exons. NCBI's taxonomy places the organism in Eukaryota, Metazoa, Chordata, Lepidosauria, Squamata, Lacertidae.